Messenger RNA from Microthlaspi erraticum, 489 nucleotides. The record is from the annotation of a GenBank genome assembly. NCBI's taxonomy places the organism in Eukaryota, Viridiplantae, Streptophyta, Magnoliopsida, Brassicales, Brassicaceae.
AUGCCAUCACCAUCACCACCACCACCACUAUCACCAUCUUCACUUAUACAUCAUACAUCACCACCGAGAUCUACAAAACACCACCACCACCAAAAUCAACAAAAACACCAUCAUCACCAUCACAAUCUAUUACCAUCGUCGCCACCGAUACCAUCAGGAGGAUAUGAGAAUUGGGUACACUGCAACUAUUACAUGAACGAACACGGAGUUACCAAAGAAGAAGCUAAUAGAGAACUUGAAAAGAGGAUUGGAGAUAUCAACAAGAUUACAAACGAAGAGUGCUUAAACAUGACAAGCACCAUGCCACGCCUAAAUAUUAUGCAAGCCGUCAGAUUCGGAUCCGCGGUGGAUGUUUUAUAUGUCGGCGAUGAUGUCUAUUACAACCGUGAUGGAAAACUCAAGGACUAUAUGAAUUUUGCUCGUAGAUCCCAUUCGUUUUUAGAUCCCUUUUGUGGGGAUCUAUUUGAUCGUUGGGACUUGGGACUUUGA